CGCCGAUUCUCCUUUAUAAAUAAUUUCCUUUCCUUGCAGAAUCUGCUUCUUCUUCCUCCUUCCGGGUCUAACUUGGUCUUUCUCUGCUCGUUCACUCAGCAGAAUCUCUCUCUCUCUCUCUCUCUCUCCGUGUGGCAGAAUCUCUCUCCCAUUUCGUGUCUAAGUUGGCCUUUCUUUGUUCUUUGAACAGAGUCUGUCUUUCUUUAUUAAAGGAGGCCAAGUUCUCCCAAAGCAGAGAAGAAGAAGAAGAAAAAGAAGUGUGCUCCUAGCUUUCUGCUGCAUCUCCCCAACUCUUUCUGUUUCUCUCUGCAUCUCUCUGUUCUUGGAGAGAGAGGUAGAGAGGAAGGAGGUACCAAGUAGUAUAAAGUUUAAAAAGCGUAAGGAGGGAAAAUUCGAGGAUGGCGGGGGUGCCGGUGGCGUAUCAGGCGAACACGUCGGCGGCGGUGACGGAUUGGCUGAACAAGGGGGAUAACGCAUGGCAGAUGGUGUCGGCGACGCUGGUGGGGCUGCAGAGCGUGCCGGGGCUGGUGGUGCUCUACGGCAGCAUCGUCAAGAAGAAGUGGGCGGUGAACUCCGCGUUCAUGGCGCUCUACGCCUUCGCAGCGGUGUGGAUCUGCUGGGUCACCUGGGCCUACAAGAUGUCAUUCGGCGACCGGCUGCUGCCCUUCUGGGGGAAGGCCGGGCCGGCGCUGGGACAGAAGUUCCUGAUCGCGCAGGCGGCGCUGCCGGCGACCACACACUACUACCGGAACGGCACCGUGGAGACGGCAACGGUGGAGCCCUACUAUCCCAUGGCAUCGAUGGUGUACUUCCAGUGCGUCUUCGCCGCCAUAACGCUCAUACUGCUCGCCGGCUCCCUGCUGGCCCGCAUGAACAUCAAGGCCUGGAUGCUGUUCGUCCCCCUCUGGCUCACCUUCUCCUACACAGUCGGCGCCUUCAGCCUCUGGGGUGGCGGUUUCCUCUUCCACUGGGGCGUCAUCGACUAUUCCGGUGGCUACGUCAUCCACCUAUCCUCCGGCAUCGCCGGCUUCGUCGCUGCAUAUUGGGUUGGUCCACGUUCAACUAAGGACAGGGAAAGGUUCCCUCCAAACAACGUGCUGCUCAUGCUAACGGGGGCAGGGCUGCUCUGGAUGGGUUGGGCCGGCUUCAAUGGAGGUGACCCUUACUCCGCCAACAUCGACUCCUCCAUCGCCGUCCUCAACACCAACAUCUGUGCCGCGACCAGCCUCCUCGUCUGGACCUGCUUGGACGUCAUCGUCUUCAAGAAGCCGUCCGUCAUCGGCGCCGUCCAAGGGAUGAUUACCGGGCUUGUUUGCAUCACCCCUGGAGCCGGCCUUGUUCAGGGAUGGGCGGCAAUAGCGAUGGGGGUGCUGUCGGGGAGCGUGCCGUGGUUCACCAUGAUGAUCGUCCACAAGCGGUCGAAGCUGCUGCAGAAGGUGGACGACACUCUGGGCGUCUUCCACACCCACGCCGUCGCCGGCUUCCUGGGCGGCGUCACCACCGGCCUCUUCGCCGAACCCGAGCUCUGCGCCCUCUUCCUCCCCGUGACCAACUCGAGGGGGGCCUUCUACGGCGGUUCCGGCGGCAUUCAGCUGCUGAAGCAGAUAGUGGGCGCGGGGUUCGUCGUCGGCUGGAACGUCGUCGUCACGAGCAUCAUCUGCGUGCUGAUCAGGCUGGUGAUGCCGCUGCGGAUGUCGGACGAGCAGCUGCUCAUAGGGGACGACGCGGUUCAUGGGGAGGAGGCCUACGCGCUGUGGGGAGACGGGGAGAAGUAUGACUCCACCAAGCAUGGCUGGUACAGCGAUGGCACCGAGCAUCCGCCCAAGUUCUCUGUUGGUGUCACCCAAAAUGUUUAGGUGCUUCCCUAUUAUUUGUAUAGAUUUAGGUGUCCGUCUUCUGUAUAAACCAUUAGACAGUGUGUGUGCGUGUGUGUUUCUGCGGGAAUGCCUCUUAUGUGGGGCUUUUGCUACUGAAGAUUGUGACAUUUCAUAAUUCAAAACAUAAUAAAUUUUAGUAG
This is a messenger RNA of Nymphaea colorata (pocket water lily), 2017 nucleotides long. Its product is annotated as ammonium transporter 3 member 1-like. Gene Ontology annotation, molecular function: ammonium channel activity. Gene Ontology annotation, cellular component: plasma membrane. Gene Ontology annotation, biological process: ammonium transmembrane transport. The transcript is spliced from 3 exons. NCBI's taxonomy places the organism in Eukaryota, Viridiplantae, Streptophyta, Magnoliopsida, Nymphaeales, Nymphaeaceae. The coding region runs from base 399 to 1856 and encodes 485 amino acids. The record is from RefSeq and is a predicted model, not a curated record.